This is a messenger RNA of Nanorana parkeri, 775 nucleotides long. RefSeq names its product troponin I1, slow skeletal type (gene TNNI1). NCBI's taxonomy places the organism in Eukaryota, Metazoa, Chordata, Amphibia, Anura, Dicroglossidae. The transcript is spliced from 9 exons. Gene Ontology annotation, biological process: muscle contraction. The record is from RefSeq and is a predicted model, not a curated record. Bases 61 to 624 code for a protein of 187 amino acids. Gene Ontology annotation, cellular component: troponin complex.
GGCCUAACAGAGCAUCCAGCACAGACACAGCAGAGGUUCCGUAAAAUACAGAUAUCAAUCAUGCCAGAACCAGAGAGGAAAUCAAAGAUUACGGCUUCACGCAAACUCUUGCUAAAGAGUUUGAUGCUGGCAAAGGCAAAAGAAGCAUGGGACCAAGAGCAUUUAAACAAGCAAGAGGAAAAGCAGAGUUAUCUUAAUGAAAGGGUCCCCCAUGCUAACACACACGGAUUAGCACUGGCUGCCUUACAGGAGCUGUGUCGGGAACUCCAUGAGAAGGUCGGCAUUGUUGAUGAGGAAAGAUAUGACAUUGAAGCAAAAGUUACUCAUAAUAAAAGAGAAAUUCAAGACCUACGAAUGAAGGUUCUGGAUCUGCGUGGCAAGUUUAAGAGACCACCACUUCGUAGAGUCCGGGUGUCAGCUGAUGCCAUGCUCCGUGCUCUCCUGGGCUCAAAACAUAAAGUCUCCAUGGAUUUGCGUGCCAACCUGAAAUCUGUGAAGAAAGAGGAUACUGAAAAGGAGCGUCCUGUAGAAGUCAGUGACUGGCGUAAGAAUGUAGAGGCCAUGUCAGGCAUGGAGGGCAGAAAGAAAAUGUUUGAUGCAGCAAAAUCCCCAACAGCACAAUAAGAGGAUCAGCUGAAAAUCUACUUGAACUCUCGUCACUUUGCUGCUGUACUUGCAAUGAUAUUUUCCAGAUUUUGUCCUGCAGCUGAAGUUGCUGUGCCAGUUUCACAUCGCUUUGAUCUAGAAAACACCUCAAUAAAUUUAUAUUGGUGUC